Messenger RNA from Penaeus vannamei (Pacific white shrimp), 939 nucleotides. Lineage: Eukaryota; Metazoa; Arthropoda; Malacostraca; Decapoda; Penaeidae. The record is from RefSeq and is a predicted model, not a curated record.
AUGGUUCGGGAGCUGAUGGCGGCAGCGAGAAGAGCCUCCUUUUGCGGGACUUUGCAAGGUCCCAGAAAUUGGGGAUUUCCAGCUCCUGGUACCAGCGCUCAGUCCCACAUCGUCGGACGUGGUACAGCGCCCCCCCAACCCCUCUUACCCUUCUACAACCCCUCUAAAGCCCCCACACCUCUCUUACCCUUCUACAACCCCUCUAAAGCCCCCACAACCCCUCUUACCCUUCUACAACCCCCUCUAAAGCCCCCACAACCUCUCUUACCCUUCUACAACUUAAGCCCACUACCCUCUUACCCUUACAACCCCUCUAAAGCCCCCAAACCCCUCUUACCCUUCUAUAACCCCUCUAAGCCCCACAACCCUCUUACCCUUCUACACCCUCUACAACCCCUCUUACCCUUCUACAACCCUCUAAACUUAAAAAACGUAAACAAACCAAGCUCAGAAAAUGACACCAAACAACCACAACAACAAAAGCUACAACCAGCAGGCAACACCACAACCCCUGACGACAGCCCACCACACGCCACAACCAGCCCACCACACGCCACAACCAGCCCACCACACGCCACAACCAGCCCACCACACGCCACAACCAGCCCACCACACGCCACAACCGCCACCACACCAUGCCCACCAACACAGGCGCCCCACCACACGCCCACCAACCACCACCACAACCAGCCCACCACGCCACACCAGCCCACCCCACGCACGCCCAACGCCCACCACACAAACCAGCCCACCACACGCCACAACCAGCCACCACACGCCACAACCAGCCCACCACACGCCACACCAACCAGCCACACACGCACCACACGCCACCAGCCCACCGCACGCCACAACCAGCCCACCACACGCCACAACCAGCCCACCACAACCGCCGCGCCCCGCGCCCACACAGUACAGCUGCCGCCACAACUAAUCUAG